AUGCAUAGAUCAAAAGAUAAACUGAGGGACACUACACGGAGUAUAGGGAAGAGUCCAUUUGAAGUUGUUUACGAAGUGCAUCCUAGAGGUAUCUAUGAAUUGAGAGAUUUGAGCGGAAUGGAUAGGAAUGCCCAAGGUGAAGACUUUGUAGCAGCCAUGCAUGACAUCCACAAACAAGUCGAGGAGACACUUGAGAAGAAUGUGGACAAGUAUAAGAGGAAGGCAGACUUGAAGAAGAGAGAUGUACAAUUCAAGGUGGGUGAUCUACAUUUGAGCAAGGAGGGAUUGCCAAAGAGCAAGUAUACAAAGUUGAUGAUGAAGAAGAUAGGGCCAUGUAAAGUGGUUCACAAGUAUGACAAUAAUGCUUAUGAGAUUGAACUCCCACCGGGGGUUGCUAUCUCACCUAUAUUCAAUGUAACAGAUUUGUAUCCCUAUAAGGAAUCUGAUUUUGCAGGUCAAGGAGAAGGAGGAGUUGAAGAUGCUGAUAUGGAAUGGGUCAACGACCUUUCACUUGCUCAGCCUACACAACUUGAAGCCAUUUUGGACUCAAGAGAAGUGAAGAGGACGAGGAAAGUUUAUAAGGAGCACCAAGUGGUUGGGAGUACCAAAUGA
This is a messenger RNA of Cryptomeria japonica (Japanese cedar), 612 nucleotides long. RefSeq lists its product as uncharacterized. The transcript has a single exon. The record is from RefSeq and is a predicted model, not a curated record. NCBI's taxonomy places the organism in Eukaryota, Viridiplantae, Streptophyta, Pinopsida, Cupressales, Cupressaceae. The coding region runs from base 1 to 612 and encodes 203 amino acids.